Linnemannia hyalina is the source of this 1815-nucleotide messenger RNA. The record is from the annotation of a GenBank genome assembly. NCBI's taxonomy places the organism in Eukaryota, Fungi, Mortierellomycota, Mortierellomycetes, Mortierellales, Mortierellaceae.
AUGAAGUUCACAACACUCGUCGCCGCCCUCCUGGCCCCCAUCGCCGUCCUGGCCUCUGCCGCCGUCGAGAUAACUCACCCCGAAGCCAAUGUCAACGCCGAAGGACUCAUCAACAUCUUUGCCACCAAGAAAGGCCAGCUCUACGUCAAGCUGAACCGUGCGAACAACCUCCGGAACAAGGACUGGUUCAGCAGGUCGGACCCCUAUAUCGAGAUGUGGCUCGAUAAGUCUUACAAGCAGCGGUCCAAGGACACCAAGGGUCAGAGCCCUGUCUUUGACGAGACCUUUUGCUUUUACCUCCGUCCAGGCCAGAACAAGUUGAAUGUCCGUGCGGUCGAUAAGGAUACGUUCAGGGAUGACAAGAUUGGAGAGGCGACAAUUUCUUUGGAUAAUGUUAUCAACACGGGCAAUUCUCCUGCUCAGGACUACAACCUUCCCAAGUGGCUCGGCCUUCGUAGCGAUGGCUCGGUGGAACUUCAGCAGCGAGGACUCGUUGCUGCCAUGACCAGUCCUGAUCUGAUGGAUCACGUCGACGCAGGCCCAACGGCGAUUUACUGUGGAGUCGAUCCAACAGCCAGCAGUCUGCAUCUGGGCAAUUUGGUGACCUUGCUCGGUCUGCUCCACUUUCACAUCAAAGGACAUACCACCAUUGGCUUGGUUGGUGGCGCAACAGGAUCGAUUGGAGACCCUUCAGGAAAGAGCACAGAACGUCAACCAAUGUCAGCAGCAACAUUAGCCCAUAAUGUGGCCGGGAUCGACGCACAGUUUCAUCAGUUCUUCAAGCGCGGACGAAACUAUGCCCAGAAAAGGGGUUAUGAGGUUGAAGGCCAUGGAGGGAAAGUCAAGGUUGUGAAUAACAAGACUUGGUUCGGAAAGUUGUCGGCCCUUGACUUUUUGGGAGAUGUUGGGCGCUAUGCUCGUGUCGGCACCAUGAUUGCAAGAGACAGUGUAAAGUCGAGGCUGGAGAGUCCACAGGGAAUCAGCUUCACGGAGUUUUCGUACCAGUUGCUGCAGGCGUAUGACUUUUGGCACCUCUACCACAAAGAUGGCUGCCGCAUUCAGCUAGGAGGAAGCGAUCAAUGGGGCAACAUUACAGCAGGAAUUGACCUAAUCCACAAAAAGAAAAUGACGAACGAGGAACAGGUCAUUAUCAACAGUGGCGCGGAUGAAAAGGCCAUGGCCGCCUAUGGACUCACCAUACCUCUGCUUACUACCUCGACGGGCGAAAAGUUUGGAAAGAGCGCAGGAAAUGCUGUCUGGUUGGAUGAAAAGAUGACCAGUCUGUUUGACUUUUACCAGUUCUUUGUUAAGACGGCGGAUGCUGAUGUCGGAAGAUACCUGCACUAUUUUACAUUGCUGACAUCAGAGCAGAUCCAGGAUGUUAUGACCCAGCAUAAUGUGGAACCUGAAAAGCGCGUUGCCCAGCAUGCAUUGGCAAAAGAAACAACAGAGCUUGUUCAUGGAGUCGACGCGGUGUCAAAGGCAUUGCUCGCAACCCACGUCUUGUUUGGCGCCUCUCUAGAUAAUGUCAAGGGCAAGGAGUUAAUCGACGCCUUUGAGCAUGAUUCGAGAAUGGUUAGUCUUACGAGGGAUCAGGUUGCCGAGAUGAGUCUGGACCGGAUCGCUGUCGAGUCUGGACUCUGCUCUUCAAAGUCCGAAGCGAAAAAGUUGGUCAAGUCCGGGGGAUUCUACAUCAACAAUGUCAAGGUAUCGGACGCCGCGUACCGUAUUGGCCACAAGGACUGGAUCGAUGGCGCUGUUUGCGUGUUGAGGUCUGGAAAGAGCAACUACAAACUUGUCAGAGCCGCACCCUAG